Molecule: messenger RNA, 330 nt
Organism: Rotaria sp. Silwood2
Lineage: Eukaryota; Metazoa; Rotifera; Eurotatoria; Philodinida; Philodinidae
Source: the annotation of a GenBank genome assembly
AUGUCAUCUGUAGCUGCAUUUGAAGGACGACGUGGACAAACAGGUUACGCAGCGUCACAAGGAGCUAUUGCAGAAAUGACUCGACCAUUAGCAGAAGAAUUAGCACUGAUGAAUAUUCGUGUAUGUGCUAUUAUUCCUGGUGCUUUCGAUACACCUUUAUUGCGUAGAUUACGUAUAAAAGUUCCUAAUACACAGGGAAAUUUUCCACUCUUUCCUGCUCGACUUGGUGACCCAGCUGAAUUCGCACAACUUGUUCAAAUAAUUGUAGAAAACCCUUUAUUGAAUAGUAUUAAUAUUCGACUUGAUGCUCUUCUUCAUAUGCCACCUUAG